Coccomyxa subellipsoidea C-169 is the source of this 837-nucleotide messenger RNA. RefSeq lists its product as hypothetical. NCBI's taxonomy places the organism in Eukaryota, Viridiplantae, Chlorophyta, Trebouxiophyceae, Coccomyxaceae. The record is from RefSeq and is a predicted model, not a curated record. Gene Ontology annotation, molecular function: oxidoreductase activity; antioxidant activity. The transcript has 6 exons. Bases 1 to 837 code for a protein of 278 amino acids.
AUGGUGAACAUUUUACCCUUCCUCGGGCCACCAAGGCAGCCGGCGCCACGGCGCACGGCCAAUGGGAAGCCGGAGGAGGAGAAGCCGGGCUUCUUGCAGCGCAUCGCGACCCAGAGGGGGGGAGAACAGGGGCCUCGCAGGGCAGCAGGCAGAGGCAUCAUCGUGCCUGGGCAGCAGCUGCCCCACAUCACGCUGAACACCGUCCAGGACGACAUUAUGCAGUACGAACAGGACGACUCAAAGUUCCACCAAGGUGUCGUGCAGCAUGCCGAUCGGCAGGAUCAUAUUCGGACAUCUGUAACUAUGCUCUUCGAGGAUGCGCCCAACUGGGCUUUGUGUAAAUUGGAAAUGGGUGGGAAGCUGGAGAUCGGUGCGCCGACUGGCAAGUGGCAGAUGAUAGUGGUGUACCGCGGCAAGCACUGCCCUGUCAGCAAGAACUAUCUGGCCAGCCUGCAGCAGAUCAUCUACGAGCUGGAUGAGCUGGGCGUGGAGGUGGUCGCUGUGUCGGGCGACGGCCGUGAGCGCGCCGAAGCCUUCCUGGAGGCCCUGAAGGCCACCACAGAGACCAAGGAAGUCACCUUCAAGAUCGCCUACGGCCUGCCCCUGGACGAGAUGCUGGCGUGGGGCCUGUUUGUCAGCGAGCCGCGCAACCCGCGGGAGACGGACCAGCCCUUCCCCGAGCCGGCGCUGUUUCUGCUCAACCCUGACGGCGAAGUCAUCAUCAUCGAUUACUCCAACUCCCCCUUCGCGCGGCCAGACCUGCGCAUCCUCGUCGAGGGCAUCCGCUACAUCCAGGAGAAUGACUACCCAGUCCGCGGCACGUAUGGCUACUACUGA